Molecule: messenger RNA, 1554 nt
Organism: Paramecium sonneborni
Lineage: Eukaryota; Ciliophora; Oligohymenophorea; Peniculida; Parameciidae
Source: the annotation of a GenBank genome assembly
AUGAAGAAAAUUUAAAAUCAAUUAAAAAAUAUAGACUUUUUCAGUGUUACAUACACCCCUGCUAUAUCAGAUGGACUAAACUAUAAUCAUUCUAGCAUAAUUGGAGGGAUUAUCUCCUUAAUUAUUGGUGCUCUAAGCUUAGUCUAUUGUAUUUACUAUUUGUAUCUCUGGUGGGAUUAUUAGUUAUUACCAAAGGUUACUGAGGAUAUAAAUAAUUUUUCUGAAGAUAUUGAUUUUGGCUUUAUAACUAAUAGAAUGAAAGUAAUUGCAUAUGAUAAAAAUGGAUUAUCUACAAUCAAUCCAUUUAAAAGUGAUGAAAUCAUCUUAAUGCCAUUAAUUAUGGAUCUUGAUGUUGGAAACCUAGAACCCUUGAUUAGCAAUAUUACAGAUGAAUAACUACUUGAUAUAAACAUUCUUAUGGGAAAAGAUAAAUAAUAUAUAAUAAUUUUCACUCUUUGUAAAGAAGAUUAUUUGAUUGGAAAUUAUAAAUGUGCCUCUCAAGAUGCCUAAACAAGAUACUUUAAUUAAUCUGGCAAUAUGUUAUAUACCAAUAUAGAAUUUACUACUAUAAAUCCAUCAACAUUUGAACCUUAACAAUUUGAUCGAACCUACCCUAUUUAUAUUCAUACUGGUGCAGAAUUAUGCUCUUAAAUUACUUUACAUUACUAAUUGAAUCAUUACUUAAUAGAUAAAGCCUUUUUAUUUUCCUCUAACAUACAAGAACAAAAUUAUAUAUCAAACUCUCUUAAUUAUCCAUAAUUUGGCACGAAAAGCUAUUGUGAUAAAACCUUUCUACAAGAUACAUAUGGAAUCUAUUGGAUUUUAUUUUAAUAGUAGUAUCGCACUGUUUAAAUUGGAUAUCCAUCAAUAAGUGAAGUAUUUGCAGCGAUUGGGUCUAUAAUUAGUAUCUUAUUUUCUGUUAAAUAUAUAAUAACGAUAUUAAAUUUGUCUUAAAUGAGAUAAUCUGUAUUAGAUGAUAUAAUGAGACAAUAUUAUCCUGAAAUUAGAUAAUUUCACAUCAGUAAAAAUUUUUGGGGAAAAAUUAAAUAAGUUAAAUUUGAUGGUAUUUAAGUAGAAUUACCAAGUUAUAUAGCGUUUUAAAAAUAAAUUCAUUCUCAAAUGGCAUGUAAACUGAAUUAUAAAAAUUUAUUGUAUGAGAUAUCACGGUUUUAAUUUAUUAUUAUGUCAAUGAAAAGAAGAAAAGAGAUCGAAAAAGUACAUAAUGUAGGAAUUAAAGUUCCCAUGGAAUUAUCAGAUUCAGGAGAAUCUUAUGUAAUAUCAGAGGGUCUAUAAAAUCAGUAGAAAACACUUAAUUUAAGGCAUAUGAAUACAAUCAAAACCAAAUAUGACAUUUUAACAAUUAAUGAUGCACUGAUAUUGAGUUAGGAAUUUAAAAAACUUUAAUAAUAACCAGAAACUUAAAAUGGUUAAACAACUCGUAAUGUUGAUAAUUGUAAUGAGAAUGAAGAGAUAGAAAGAGAAUAAGAUUUCUAUGAUGUAAAUUUUGUGAGAUAGCAAAACUCACCCAAAAGUAGAAAAAAAAUUGAUUUUUGA